AUGCCGACCGCUGCCCAGGCCUCGCGAUCGCGGCUCAUGUUCCACGUGACGUUCCACGUCGCCGACGCCGACGCCGACGAGUUCCUCCGACACCUGCGCACGACGUUCGAGGCCGUCACCGCCGAGCCCGAGUGUCUCUUCGUCGACAGGUACCGGGACCCGCGCCACCACGGGACGAUACGGAUCGUCGAGGAGUGGGCCUGCGACCGGGACUGGUUCGUCAACGUGCAGAUGCCCAAGAAGUACUACGACGCGUACCGCGCGGCGACCGAGGACAUGUACAUCAAAGAGCGCACGGUCGAGGAUUGGGAGCGCAUUCCUGGGUGGUGGAGACAGAAGCCGGGGUAUAAGCCCGAGUGA
Fonsecaea nubica is the source of this 360-nucleotide messenger RNA. RefSeq lists its product as hypothetical. NCBI's taxonomy places the organism in Eukaryota, Fungi, Ascomycota, Eurotiomycetes, Chaetothyriales, Herpotrichiellaceae. Bases 1 to 360 code for a protein of 119 amino acids. The transcript is spliced from 2 exons. The record is from RefSeq and is a predicted model, not a curated record.